This is a messenger RNA of Phyllopteryx taeniolatus (common seadragon), 2891 nucleotides long. RefSeq names its product DBF4-CDC7 kinase regulatory subunit (gene dbf4). Gene Ontology annotation, biological process: positive regulation of nuclear cell cycle DNA replication; regulation of cell cycle phase transition. The transcript is spliced from 13 exons. Gene Ontology annotation, molecular function: nucleic acid binding; zinc ion binding; protein serine/threonine kinase activator activity. The record is from RefSeq and is a predicted model, not a curated record. Lineage: Eukaryota; Metazoa; Chordata; Actinopteri; Syngnathiformes; Syngnathidae. Bases 483 to 2171 code for a protein of 562 amino acids. Gene Ontology annotation, cellular component: Dbf4-dependent protein kinase complex; nucleus.
CAUCACUAAUAUACCUAUUUCUGUUGUCGCAAAUGUCGAUCGCGACGGAAAUCCGCAACUUUGUUUACUUUGGAGGCAAGGCGUAAAAACAGGGAGACUAACCUCACCAUCGUAAUUUAUCGGGAAGAAGAAAAGACAAUAAAGAACGAGAUGCUAAGAAUACGUUAGUAAAACUUCAACAUAGCCAUUUGAAAGUGAAAGUAUGAGGCCCGUGUUUUGAGUUCUCCGUCGUGGCAACUUGCUUGUCGUUUCCACUACAUUGCGGGAAUUGAAAGUUCUGUCAAACGUCGACGUUAAGACUUUCGAACAGAGAUGACCCAAACAAUUACAAAUGUCAAUUACGGGUGCCACUCGACAUAAAAUAUUUUAAUGCUGAAGUUAAGUCUCUUAAUUUAAGUGUAUCUUGAAACGCAGAAGCGACCCGACCGACCUAGCCCCGUCGUAACGCACACCCAGCGGUCACAUGAGGACUUGGGCUCAGUAUGUCGACACACAGAGGGCGAACAUUUGCUACUUGUUCCCUGAAGGAGAAUAAAAUGAAGACAAAAGGCACGCAGAGGCAAGCUGGAGUCGUCUGGAAAGGAAAAGCUGGCAAAAAUGGUGAGAAGAAGUCGGUAGUGAAGUCCCGUCAAGCACUGCUCAAGCCUUUUGCUGGGAAAGUCUUCUAUCUCGACCUGCCGUCCAACAGAACAGCAGAGUCGUUGGAGAAAGAUAUAAUAGACCUCGGAGGGAGUGUUGAGAAGUUCUUCAGCAAAGAUAUCAAGUAUCUUGUAUCCAACAAGAGGGAAACUAAAUAUGUGCAAUGCCUCAGGCAAGACUCUCUACUCACCAGCCCGCAACCUGGACAGAGUUCACCUUGCCCUCGCUCAAAUACACUCCAGAAGGACUGCGGUAGCGGCAACAUGAAGAGAACGUCACAGGUUCAACCAGACACGUGCGUCACAAGUCGUGGGAAGUCUUUAGUAGAAAAGGCGGUGAAAAAAAAGGACAUUUUGCAGAUAAACAAGAUUCUAUCAAAGGCUAUGGAGUGGGGUGUGAAAAUCUUUUACAUUGACGAUGUGUUGGUGUAUAUCGAGAAGAAAAAAAAGACCAUUGCAGGCCAGCGUCCAAUCCCUACUGCAACCAAAACAACUGUCAAAGACUCAUCCACAGCAAAGCUCACUUGUCGGAAAGCCAAAGGAGGGCAGAUCCGUAAACCUUUCAUCAAGAUUGAAGAUUCAAGCAGACAUUACUGUCCGAUAUACCUCACCAUGACAAACAUGCCCGAGUUGAACCUAAAGACGCUUGCUCCUCAUAGUCCCUUCUUAGUUGAUGAUAAAUACCCUGCUGGUGACAAACAGCAAGGGAAGAGUGUCAAAGCCCCAGCUUGUGAAGGACAAGCUGCUGGUCGAAGGAAGACCAAAGACAAGAAACGAAGCGGCUACUGCGAGUGCUGUUUGGCAAGAUAUGAAAACCUAAUGACACACCUGCAAAGUGAACGUCACCAGGCUUUCUCAAAGAGUGAUGCUUAUCAAGUGGUGAACCAACUGGUUUCAACUCUACACUCCAGCUUCAUCCAUUUCAACACUUUUAUUAAAAGGCCAAAGUGCAGCGUUUCAUCUGUUCAACUUGACAUUGGACCAUUUGAAGGAAGUAAUCUCAGAGCCACAGAGAUUGUUAAAAAGGAACAGCACCAGCCUGCUGACUGCCCUACGGAAACUUUUUCUUUUCAAGUUACUUCAGGCCCUCAGUCUGCUCCCCUGCUUCACAGUGAGAGCAGGACUUGUCUGACUGUCUCACACAGGUCGAAGUUUAGACCUAUCUCACUUAAACUGCCGUCCAGACUCAACUUAUUGACGUCCUCCCCUCAAAAAGCUGCUCAGGAUACUGCACCCUCUAGCGGUGAAAGCACGGCCCAAAGCCACCUAUUCAUUCCUCAGGUCAACCUUGAUGUGCAAGUACCUCACACACAGACACACAGUGAUCAGGAGCCACGGUACGAGUUAUACGAUGGAAGCCCCAGUGUUGUCACAAAUCAACAAGAGACUGACAAGAACAAGGAGCCACCCAGGAAAGCUGGUGGAAACAUCUCAGAGGCAGAUGGAGAGUGUCUUUCUUCACUGAGCUGCUUUCCAUCCAAGACCGUGAGGAGGAAGGUCAGCGCUUAUAAACGCCAAAGAUGGAAACUAUAGACGCUACAUGUGAAGAGCAUGUAACACAGAAUGUGAACCUCGAUGCCACAUGAUGUAGAAUAUGUAACACAAAACGACGCUUGUGACAAAUUCUCUACAAACGCUCUGCCAACUUUUUCACUCAACUGAUAAAAUGGAUGUGGAAUUCUGACAGAUUUGAUUACUGGAUGGAAGCAACGUAUGACAAAGCACGACAAAAUUACAGACAGUUUGCAUGACACCAGGGAAUAAUCAUGCAUACAAUUUAAUAGUCCUCUUUUUUUUUCUGUAGAGCAAGGGUAGGGAACCUACUGCCCGUGAGCAAUUUAAUGCAUGCAACGCUAAACAAACACAACCUCAGAAGAACUGUUAUAAAAAGUUCAAAAACACUUAAGCCACAAAUGCUCAGCAUGUAUAGCUUUUUCAUGAAUGGAGCUUGGCCCUCAGAGAAGUGCAAUGGCCCAUUGUAUGCAAAAAAAUUGUCAAUAAUCUGACAAAAAAUGAGCAUCACAUUUCAUAUUCUUUAGCAAUAACUUGGAAAUAAUGUAGUAUGGAUAAGGGUAGGUGUUGGUUAAAAUGGAUGAAAACAGAAAUAUUGAUGUGACUGAAAUUUGAACACAUUAAAGCGUAAAAUAUUGUCUUAUUUCCCCAGUAAAAAAAAAGAUUUAAACAAUCAAUAUGUCUGGGGAAAGAAGCUGUAGAUGGACAUGCGAUUCUUAAUAAACAUGCACAUGAAAAUUC